AUGACGGGUGUGGAGUACGGCUUCGAGACGGCCAGCCAUGACGGCGAGGCCGGCCCCUCGGCCGAGGAAGCCCUCCAGUACCCUCCACCGGACCCUCCCGCGGGGCGUCACACUCCCCCUCCUGUCACACCCGCCCGCCAUUUUGGGCACGAGCUACUGUCUGUCCUUCCCCAGGACCCGCGAGGGGCACUGCAUGCUCCUGGCCCCUCUGCCCGCCCCCCCCCCGUCCCACCCCCUGACCCCAAUCCGAUCGGGGAUCCGGGCUGGGAGAGGACGGCAGGUGGCCAGGCACAGGGAGGGGCUGGCCUGGGGGGCCUGGAGAGACCCCCUUCCCAGGCCCUGGGCCACCUAGCCCGAGCAUUCCUCAGCCUCCGCCCCCGACUGCAGCCCCUUGGGACUCACAGGGGCCCCGGGUUCUCAGGACCCCUCCGGCCACCACCUCCCAGUGCUUCCACGUUUCCAAAAGCGCCUUCCUGUCUCCCUCGUCUGUCCCUGCGCCUGGGGGCUGGGGUAGGCGAGGCCGUGAGGACUGCCCGUUUUACAGCUGAGGAAACUGAGGCUCAGGGAAACUCCAUGACCAACCUAAGGUGGCGGGCGGUGGCAGGCCCAGCGCCCUUCUCUUCCGCCACCUGUGCUCAUCCUCUCUUGCCGCCACCAGCCCCCUGGGGCCUGAGAGGGGCAGGUCCUGAGAGGGGGGCCCUUGGGGACAGACCGAGGGUCUCUGAGGAUAGAAGGAGAGGUUUCCGGGGCUCGCAGAAGCGUGGGCCCCUGCCAGCCUGCGGGGAGCGGGUCCUUCCUGACAUCUGCUUGCUGCGAGGGGGUGGGUCAGUCCAGCGGGGCCCUGGCGCUCUGCUUUCCUGGCCCAGCCCCAGUACCUUAGCCCUCAGCCGGCCCGAGUGCGUGGGAGGGUCGACAGCCCCAGCUAAAGCACGAGCACCUUAG
Messenger RNA from Eubalaena glacialis (North Atlantic right whale), 942 nucleotides. RefSeq names its product proline-rich protein HaeIII subfamily 1-like. The record is from RefSeq and is a predicted model, not a curated record. The transcript has 3 exons. Bases 1 to 942 code for a protein of 313 amino acids. NCBI's taxonomy places the organism in Eukaryota, Metazoa, Chordata, Mammalia, Artiodactyla, Balaenidae.